Closterium sp. Naga37s-1 is the source of this 1425-nucleotide messenger RNA. The record is from the annotation of a GenBank genome assembly. NCBI's taxonomy places the organism in Eukaryota, Viridiplantae, Streptophyta, Zygnematophyceae, Desmidiales, Closteriaceae.
AUGCGCGUCUGUAGUGCAGGUACCAUGGUCUACUCCACCGUUAACAACCACUCCUCCACCCCACCCCAUUCUCCCUCUUUCCAUCACCCCGCCCCAUUCUCCCGCUUUUCAGCACCCCGCCCCAUUCUCCCUCUUUCCAUCACCCCGCCCGAUUCUCCCGCUUUCCAUCACCCCGCCCCGUUCUCCCGCUUUCCAUCACCCCGCCCCAUUCUCCCGCUUUCCAUCACCCCGCCCCAUUCUCCCUCUUUCCAUCACCCCACCCCAUUCUCCCGCUUUCCAUCACCUGCCCCAUUCUCCCGCUUUCCAUCACCCCGCCCCAUUCUCCAGCUUUCCAUCACCCCGCCCCAUUCUCCUGCAUUCCAUCACCCCGCACCAUUCUCCCGCUUUCCAUCACCCCGCCCCAUUCUCCCGCUUUCCAUCACCCCGCCCCAUUCCCCCUCUUUCCAUCACCCGCCCCAUUCUCCCUCUUUCCAUCACCCCGCCCCAUUCUCCCUCUUUCCAUUACCCCGCCCCAUUCUCCCGCUUUCCAUCACCCCGCCCCAUUCUCCCGCUUUCCAUCACCCCGCCCCAUUCUCCCGCUUUCCAGCACCCCGCCCCAUUCUCCCGCUUUCCAUCACCCUACCCCAUUCUCCCGCUUUCCAGCACCCCGCCCUAUUCUCCCGCUUUCCAUCACCCCGCCAGAUUCUCCCGCUUUCCAUCACCCCGCCCCAUUCUCCCGCUUUCCACCACCCCACCCCAUUCUCCCGCUUUCCAUCACCCUGCCCCAUUCUCCCUCUUUCCAUCACCCCGCCCCAUUCUCCCGCUUUCCAUCACCCGCCCCAUUUUCCCGCUUUCCAUCACCCCGCCCCAUUCUCCUGCUUUCCAUCACCCCGCCACAUUCUCCCUCUUUCCAUUACCCCGCCCCAUUCUCCCUCUUUCCAUCACCCCGCCCCAUUCUCCCGCUUUCCAUCACCCCGCCCCAUUCUCAUGCUUUCCAUCUCCCCGCCCCAUUCUCCCUCUUUCCAUCACCCCGCCCCAUUUUCCCUCUUUCCAUCACCCUGCCCCAUUCUCCCUCUUUCCAUAACCCCGCCCCAUUCUCCUGCUUUCCAUCACCCCGCCCCAUUCUCCCGCUGUCCAUCACCCCGCCCCAUUCUCCCGCUUUCCAUCACCCCGCCCCAUUCUCCAGCUUUCCAGCACCCCGCCCCAUUCUCCCGCUUUCCAUUACCCCGCCCGAUUCUCCCGCUUUCCAUCACUCCGCCCCAUUCUCCCGCUUUCCAUCACCCGCCCCAUUCUCCCGCUUUCCAUCACCCCGCCCCAUUCUCCAUCUUUCCAGCACCCCGCCCCAUUCGCCUGCUUUCCAUCAUCCGCCCCAUUCUCCCGCUUUCCAUCACCCCGCCCCAUUCUCCAUCUUUCCAUCACCCCGCACCAUUCUCCCUCUUUCCAUGA